This is a messenger RNA of Microcebus murinus (gray mouse lemur), 2934 nucleotides long. Lineage: Eukaryota; Metazoa; Chordata; Mammalia; Primates; Cheirogaleidae. The record is from RefSeq and is a predicted model, not a curated record.
CGCACUGGGCAGGCGGUUUGGGGGCGCGCGGGGCGCCGGGCUCCGGGCUCGCCCCCGCCUCUCCGGGCAGGCGCGCCUAUGGCGUUUCUCGGGUGACGCUGCCCGCACCGACUCUCCCGGGCGGAGAAACACCUAUGAACCCUUCGGCGACCUACCUCGCCGUGCGCCAGAACAUCGGUUCAGACAUUGAGAUUUCCACUAUUGAGAAACAACGGAAGGAGCUGCAGUUGCUCAUUGGAGAAUUGAAAGACCGAGAUAAAGAGCUCAAUGAUAUGGUCGCAGUGCACCAGAGACAGCUUCUUUCAUGGGAAGAGGAUCGGCAGAAAGUGUUGACUUUGGAAGAACGUUGCAGCAAAUUAGAAGGCGAACUACAGAAAAGAACAGAAAUAAUUAGGUCCCUCAUGAAGAAGGUAAAAAUCCUUGAAUCCAAUCAGAUCGAAUGCCAGACAUCUCUUCAGAAGACUCAAUUGCAGCUUCAGGAAAUGGUUCAAAGGGCAACACAUUCUUCUCUACUUGCUGAAGACCUGGAGGCUAGAAAUGAAACCCUGAGCAGCACAUUUAGGAAACUUUCGCUCAGAGGACGACUUCCCCGCCAAGGGCUGCCAACUCUCCCUUUGCUCCUAGUUUCUCAGGACAAGGAUAUUAUCGAGGCAGUCAAUCACAUUUCAGACUGCUCGGGGAAAUUUAAACUGUUAGAGCACGCUUUACGCGACGCCAAGAUGGUGGAGACUUGUAUUGUGAAAGAAAAGCAGGAUUAUAAGCAGAAAUUGAAGGCACUUAAGAUUGAAGUCAAUAAACUGAAAGAAGACCUCAGCGAAAAGACAACAGAAAACAACGAACAGCGAGAAGAGAUCAUUCGCCUCAAGCAGGAGAAAAGCUGCCUCCACGAUGAAUUGGUUUUCACUGUAGAGAGAGAAAAGAGGAAAGAUGAGCUGCUUGAUAUUGCAAAGUCAAAGCAAGACCGUACAAAUUCAGAACUUCAUAACCUGAGACAGAUUUACGUAAAACAACAGAGUGAUCUGCAGUUUCUUAAUUUCAACGUGGAAAACUCUCAGGAAUUAAUACAAUUGUAUGACUCAAGGAUGGAGGAACCAAAGGCCCUGGAAUGCAGCAGAGACAUGAGUUUAUCAGACCUUGAAAAUCAUCACUCAAAAGUCGAUAUUAAGAGGGGAAAAAAUCAGAAGUCACCAGUUAGGGACCAAAAAUUUGAAGCCAUGUUGGUUCAGCAAAAUAGAUCAGACAAGAGCUCCUGUGACUUGUGCAAAGAGAAGAAACUACAGAUCAAUUCUGCAUUCGGGGAACGAAGUGUCAUUACUCUGUCAUCUGUAUUUACAAAAGACUUAAUGGAGAAACAAAAACCUUGGUCUCUGGGAGGAAAAAUCCAGAUCGAACCUGAAAAUAAAAUUACGUUGUGCAAGAUCCACGGAAAAUCACCAAAAGGUAAUGGAAUUGGGGUUGAGAACGGGGAGAGACAACUCUCAGAAAUAUCAGCCUCAUCUGACGAAAAGCAGUGGCACGACGUCAACGUUUACCUGGGCCUGGCCAACUCUCCGGGUCCAAGACAACCGGAAAAGCUGGAUGUGGAAGGCCAAGAUCAGGCGGAAAGGCCUGAAACCUCCCGCAGCCAGAAAAGCGAAGCCUGCCUGGGUGAGAGCGACUGUGAAUCGCCCAGGUGCUGCCACCCCAGCAACGCCGUCGUGGGGGGCCCCGGCCACAUGUCUGACGGGGAGUGGAUGAGUAUUUUCAAGCCUUCCAAAAACCAAAGACACGUCCGCCACAAGUCCGAGUGCACUUGUUCAGAAGGCGUCAGUGGGACGAAACGUAACUCCUCCACGAGUGAACUAAUUGCCAUCCAACAUUCCCACUGUUUGGAUUCUCAAAAAUCUGCCUUAACAGAAAAAAAAAAAAACAAAAAAAAAAAAAAAAAGAACUCACCUAAGAGUUUGUUGGUCAGCAAAGAUGAAGCGACGUCCAAUGAAAAGGUUCGUAUUGUGCUACCUCCCCAGGAUGACUUUUCCCCCACGAGCAAGCUCCAGCGCCUGCUGGCCGAGUCUCGGCAGAUGGUGACAGACCUGGAGCUGAGCACGCUGCUGCCCAUCACCUGCGAGAACGUCAACAGCAGCGCCAAAAACAACUCAGAGGUCUCAGAAGAGUCACCUCAAAACAAUACCACUGGCAGUUAUUGAAGAAAACAAAAGUCAACCUCAGCAUUCACUGUGAUGCUGGAAGCAGAUUUCUCAUCUAUGCAGAAGGCAGAAAGCAGACAGCAAUACCAAACACUUAGCCCUAAAACAAAAAGAGGAUUGUAAUUCUCCCUAAGCGACGACGUUCAACACCCAAGGGGAGCAGGACCUGAACGUUAAUUUUUUUAAACAUCUAUAUAUUUUUUUUCAAAUUAACCAUUUUUGUGUGCAAGAAAUAUUUUCACGUGUAAGAAAUUAGACCUUAUCGUAUAUAUAUACACAAACUUGGAAUUAUGCUAAGAAAGACAAAGACUUCUCUUCAAAGAUACAGACUGUAGUUAAACACUAGAGAAGCUCUUUUAAGGUGUGAACAUCGAAUAGAGAACCCCUGCCUAUGAAAUGCUGUUUUAACUAUCUGAUUUAAAAAAAAAAAAAAAUCUGAGUAUACAUUUAAAUUAUAACCAAUAGCUUAUCAGAGUCAGCUCAAAAUAUAACAGUAUUCUCUUACGGUUUUAGGUCUGGACUUUUCUGUGUAAAUAGACAUAAAAUGAUAUGAUAUAAAAUAUUUUUAACUGGAAAAUAUCUCCUUAAAUUGACAAUCGAGGUCCUUUUGUCUCAAGCUGAGCAGAGCCCCAUCUUGUCUGGGUCUAUAGAAGUCCCAUCUACUUAUACAAAGCUUGCUGGAAGAUCAAGUUUUAUAUGCAUUUUAUUUUAUCAUUAAAGAAUAAAAUACUUCUGUUUUAACUUGUAA